CGCCGGCCAUGCCCUUGCGAAUCACCUCCGCCCCCGUCUCCGGUGUCAAGAAGAGGAGGACCGCAGCGACCUUGAAACCCCGGGCUUCCCCGUUUGCCAGCCAUGCUCGUCGCAAAGCCACCGCUGCCACUCGGUCACCCGUCGGCUCCAAAUCCGACGCAUCCCUAGAAGAAGGUGACCAAGAACUACUUCCAGACCUUGGCUUGUCCCGAUACGUCCCGGAGACUUCGCCCGUAGAGCAUGUGGGUCAGGCUAUCGCCCAUAUUCGCGACAGCAUGUUCGAGGAUCUCCCUGCCCGAGCAGGCAUGAACAGUACCCGCGUCGCCGAAGUCCUUAAUACUCGCCGCUCGCUGCCCCCCUUAGCCUCGGUGGCCCAUAUCCAUACUCUACUGGAUGCACCCACCAGAGUAGAGAAGGAGAUCAUAGAAUUGGUGAACAGCGGUUGUGUGCGUCGGUUGGUAGUCCCGGGAAGAGGGAACGAUGCCGCGGGGCUUGGUGAUUGCCUUGUCCUUUCCGAAGACUGGGAGAGGCUUGUGCGGGAUUGUAGUGAUCUGGAACCAUAUGUCCAAGAGAAGCUGCUCGGCGUGCUGAAUCAGCCCGGUAUCAAAUCCGCGGUGCCCGGCACAGCCUUCACCGCGCCGGAAUAUAUGGCCUUGAUCCACGCCGGAUUUCUGGUCUGCUCUUCGUCUCUUACCCAGGGGUCCUCAGGCAUGGCUUUGCUCCCCAGUCUUCCGUCGAUGUCCUCGUCUGGGCACCCGGCUAGCCGAAGUGGCGGCGAUGCUCACUCGAGUGGCAUGGCAGCCCCCAGUCGUUUGCAAUCCCAUGCGGGAGCCUUUCUCCUCUCUCUGCCGAAUACAGGGCCUUAUCUUCGCCUUCUCGAGGCGGGACGUGCACACCUACUCUCUCUCCUGAAGAAAUCAAGCGCCACCGAGGUACCCCUCGGCGUUCUUCGAGAUCGGUGGGAUGGUGCGAUCGAGACGGAGAAAAGCUUUGACCUCGCAAAGAGAGUACGGGGUGAAUACGCGGGCAUACUGCCCGGCAGAACGAAAAAGUGGAAAAAUCUCUUUGGGAUGAAUUUUCGAUGGGUGGUAGAGGAAGCCGUCGGAGCCGGACUUGUCGAGAUUUUCGAUACAGGCAGUGUUGGGCCUGGGAUACGCUGUCUUUGAGAAUGGUCUUCCAGCUCAAUGCCCAUUUCAUGUAUCAAUAAGAUGACGAAGCGUGUAUUUAUGACCCUGUAUAUAGUAUGUGUGUAUAAAUAUAUAUGUAUGACCGUGUCUCUU
This is a messenger RNA of Aspergillus steynii IBT 23096, 1280 nucleotides long. RefSeq names its product Stk19 family serine/threonine-protein kinase. Gene Ontology annotation, biological process: positive regulation of Ras protein signal transduction; protein phosphorylation. Gene Ontology annotation, molecular function: protein serine/threonine kinase activity. The record is from RefSeq and is a predicted model, not a curated record. The coding region runs from base 9 to 1166 and encodes 385 amino acids. Lineage: Eukaryota; Fungi; Ascomycota; Eurotiomycetes; Eurotiales; Aspergillaceae. The transcript has 2 exons.